AACUAAAUUGGAGGAAUCAAUCAUUAUUUUUGAUGUGAAGACUUCAUCACUGACAUCUCUUCAUUUGUAAGCCUCCAAGAAAUAAUACAGCUGAUCAGUGGCAAUAACUGCUUUUGGUAUACACCGACAUUUAUUUGAAAAAACAAAUAAACAAAAAAACCUCAACAGACAAAACCCAACAAACUUUUUGAAGACUUGUGUCAAAUGACGUCAAUGGCCAGUUUGUUCUCCUUUACUAGCCCAGCUGUAAAGCGUCUGUUGGGCUGGAAACAAGGAGAUGAAGAGGAAAAAUGGGCAGAAAAAGCUGUUGAUGCUUUGGUAAAAAAGCUGAAAAAGAAAAAAGGUGCUAUGGAAGAACUGGAGAAAGCCUUGAGCAGUCCAGGACAGCCCAGCAAGUGCGUCACUAUCCCCCGCUCUUUAGAUGGACGACUUCAAGUUUCUCACAGAAAAGGCCUUCCCCAUGUAAUUUACUGUCGUGUUUGGCGUUGGCCUGAUCUACAAAGCCAUCAUGAGCUGAAGCCAUUGGAUAUUUGUGAAUUUCCUUUUGGAUCUAAACAGAAGGAAGUCUGCAUCAAUCCAUACCACUAUAAGAGGGUGGAGAGCCCAGUUCUACCUCCAGUGUUAGUGCCUAGACAUAGUGAAUUCAAUCCACAGCACAGUCUACUAGUUCAGUUCAGGAACCUAAGCCACAAUGAACCACAUAUGCCACACAACGCGACAUUUCCAGAUUCUUUCCAGCAACCCAACAGCACUCCAUUUUCCAUUUCGCCAAACAGUCCCUAUCCACCUUCUCCAGCCAGCAGCACUUACCCAAGCUCCCCAGCUAGCUCUGGACCAUCUAGUCCAUUUCAGCUACCGGCUGAUACUCCACCUCCUGCAUAUAUGCCUCCUGAUGAUCAGAUGGGACAGGAUAAUUCUCAAUCUAUGGACACAAGCAAUACGAUGAUCCCUCAAAUUAUGCCAAAUAUAUCUACCAGAGAUGUUCAGCCUGUUGCCUAUGAAGAACCCAAACACUGGUGUUCGAUUGUGUAUUACGAACUAAAUAAUCGUGUUGGGGAGGCUUUUCAUGCAUCUUCUACAAGUGUCUUAGUAGAUGGGUUUACAGAUCCCUCCAAUAAUAAAAACAGGUUCUGCUUAGGUUUGCUCUCAAAUGUUAAUCGCAACUCAACUAUUGAGAACACUAGACGACAUAUUGGAAAAGGAGUUCAUCUCUACUAUGUUGGUGGAGAAGUCUAUGCUGAGUGUUUAAGUGAUAGCAGCAUAUUUGUACAGAGCAGGAACUGCAACUACCACCAUGGCUUUCAUCCAACAACUGUAUGCAAGAUUCCUAGUGGAUGCAGUCUGAAAAUUUUUAACAAUCAGGAGUUUGCUCAGCUUUUAGCUCAGUCUGUCAACCAUGGAUUUGAAGCAGUAUAUGAGCUGACAAAAAUGUGUACCAUUCGAAUGAGUUUUGUAAAGGGCUGGGGAGCUGAAUAUCACCGACAAGAUGUCACGAGCACCCCAUGCUGGAUAGAAAUUCAUCUUCAUGGGCCCCUCCAGUGGCUGGAUAAAGUACUUACACAAAUGGGUUCUCCUCUUAAUCCCAUCUCAUCUGUUUCAUAGUGCUGAAAUUCUAUCUUCAGCCAUAUUUUUAGCGAACUUAUUCUAAUUCUAGAGAAACUUCCAGUGUGGAUACUGUGAGCUAUAUGGAGAAUGGAUCUUAUGGUUUAACUUUUUUUUUAAAUCCCUUUGUGACCAAUUCCAUUGUGUAUAGCUAAUCAGUUUUACAUUUCAAUUUGCUCUUGUGAUGCUUAAGUGACAGUUGAGCCCUAAGGGAAAAAAGUCUAUUGAAAAAUUGAGAACACUUUUCCCCUCCUUCAAGUAGAACUUAAAGAAGCAUAUGUCUUAACUGGAAAAUUUUUUCUUUGUCCUGUAGGGACAAGAAUUAUGAAGACUGACUUCAGAAAAUAAAUACAUAUCAUAGUUUGGGAUUUUUUUUUAAUGUUUAUGAAACUGUUUGAACAUGUGCAGCUCCAGCUUGCAAGCUGUAUUUUUAGCGUAAUUGUUUAACAUCUUACGGUUGACAUCUGUCAUAAGCAAA
This is a messenger RNA of Nipponia nippon (crested ibis), 2080 nucleotides long. NCBI's taxonomy places the organism in Eukaryota, Metazoa, Chordata, Aves, Pelecaniformes, Threskiornithidae. The record is from RefSeq and is a predicted model, not a curated record.